AUGGCGAACACCGGAUCUCCGACGAUUACUCCGACUGAUUCCCGUGAUGGCACCCUACAGCCCGAGUCCACCUUGCCCUCGUCCCCAAUGACUGAACUCACAAAUGGAGAGACAAAACCCGCUUCAGACAACGAGGGAAAUGGUGGAAAGGAUCAAUCUCAAUUGGCAGAGAAUAAGGAGGAAGAUGUUGAAGGCAUGGACACCAAGGCUAAGGGUCUGAUGCACUUGCUGCAGAGUAGUUCGUUAUUCGUCGCCCUUAUGUCGGAGAAAAUGAAAAAGCAGCAGGAUGAGGCCCGACAACGAGCUAUCAAACGUCAGCAGUCUGCCGCGAACGAGAAAGACAAGCCUGCACCCGAACCCGCGUCCGCAACCACGACUACCAACCGACGCGGCACCAGAAAUCGAAAGUCAGGAACUGCAGUCGCAGAAGAGGCCCCCGCAGCAAAUGAUGUACCCGCACAGAAGAAAGGCCGUACUACAAGGAAGAGCGGUGGUGGCACUAUCUCGAAUUACUUUAAAAAGGCCGAGGUGGAGGUCAAGGAAGACAACCCGACUGUGCAGGAGGUGCUAGAGAAUGCAGCUGAUGAAUACGAGUCAAAGCCGACUGCAAUCGGCGAACAAGAUCUGGUUGCGACACAACAACCAGCGCUGAUCACGGGUGGCAAGAUGCGAACAUAUCAACUCGAGGGCCUUGAGUGGCUGAAGACCUUAUGGAUGAACGGUCUUUCUGGUAUUCUGGCCGACGAAAUGGGACUCGGAAAGACAAUCCAAGCCAUCUCGAUGAUUGCUUUCCUGAAAGAGAAUAAUGUUUCCGGGCCCUUCUUGAUCGCUGCCCCACUCAGCACCGUUAGCAACUGGGUAGAUGAGUUCAAACGGUGGUGUCCCGGUAUCAAAACGGUCCUAUAUCAUGGAUCUAAGGCCGAACGAGAAGCACUCCGCAGCAAGCAUAUGAAAAUGCGCAACCAAGGAGAUAUGGAAUUCCCCAUUAUUUGUACCUCUUACGAGAUUUGUAUGAACGAUCGCAAAUUCCUUGGACAGUAUCAAUGGAGGUACAUCGUUGUGGACGAAGGGCAUCGCCUGAAAAAUAUGAAUUGCCGUCUUAUCAAAGAACUCAUGGCCUAUCGAUCUGCCAACCGGCUCUUAAUUACGGGAACGCCAUUGCAGAAUAAUAUCUCCGAGCUUUGGUCAUUGUUGCACUUCCUUCUACCGGAAGUUUUUGAUGAUCUAAAUAGUUUCGAAAGUUGGUUCGACUUUUCAUCCGUAUUGGAUGAUAACGGCAGAGCGGAAAUCCUCGAGCGUCGGAAACGCAAUCUUGUCACAACAAUGCAUUCGAUUCUGAAGCCUUUCCUUCUGCGGCGAAUCAAGACAGAUGUCGAAACUGAUCUUCCAAAGAAGCGCGAGUACAUUUUGUACGCUCCUCUUACAUCCGAGCAAAAAGAACUUUAUAGAGAGAUCCUCAGCGGCACGGGCCGACAGUACCUUGAAACCAAGGCCUUGGAGCGGUUGACAGCCAAGAACACACCUUCCUCUCGCUCAUCAAGCCGAAAGCGACGCCGCGAAAGCAGCGAGUCCGAAACGCCCAACAAGAGUAUCCGAUCAAGUAAAUCCUCCACUCCUAGUGUUGCCAGUGCCGGCACCAGCACCAGUCGCCGACGUCGCGGUCCUCAAAGUUACAAGGAAAUGGGCGACCGGGAGUUCGACGCGAAGCUGCGCAUGCUUGACAAGGGGAUUGAAAUCGAGGAGGAAGAGGAAGCCGAACUGAGUGAUACUGAGCUUGAAGAGAUCGAAAGAGCCGAGAAUAUUAAACUUGCCAAGAAAGAAAUCAGCCAGAAGAAAAUGCAAAACCCUGUCCUGCAGGCCCGACUGGCUUGCAACUCACCACACAACUUCUACUGGCCUUGGACAGAUGAAACAUCCGGUGUUGACGAGUCCCUCGUGUCAGCUUCCGGCAAGAUGCUUCUUCUGGACCGACUCGUCCCCCAUCUCUUGAAGAGGGGACACAAGAUCCUCAUAUUUUCCCAAUUCAAGACCCAGCUAAGUAUCAUCGAAGAAUGGUCCACCCAACUCCGGUCAUGGCCAUGCUGCCGCAUUGAUGGAGCCAUGGCUCAAUCCGAACGCCAAGCCCAAAUCAAAUCAUUUAACACCGACAAAAGUCACAAGAUUUUCCUCCUCAGUACCCGCGCCGGUGGACAAGGUAUCAACCUUACUGCUGCCGACACGGUCAUUCUCUUCGACUCCGACUGGAACCCCCAACAAGAUCUGCAAGCCCAGGACCGUGCCCACCGCAUCGGUCAGAAGAAGCCCGUGAUCGUAUACCGACUUGCGACAAAAGGAACCGUAGAGCAAACUCUACUCGAAAAGGCAGACUCCAAGCGCCGCCUCGAGCGACUUGUGAUUCAAAAGGGCAAGUUCCGCUCAUUGCUGGACACGAGCGCCAAUGCCCAAGAGCUCGAGGACUUGCGCCAGGCUCUUGGAGAAGAUGAAUUUGAGCGCUUCGAGCUUAAUGACCAGUCGAUUCUUUCGGAUGAGGAACUUGCGAUCUUGACGGAUCGUAGUGAGGAGGCUUAUUCCCGUGCCGAGAAGGGUCUUGAUAAGACUGGUCAUGCCUUUGUGGCCGUGGAAACUAAGCGUGAUGGUGGAGAGUCUCUCAUGGCUUGA
Molecule: messenger RNA, 2658 nt
Organism: Penicillium manginii
Lineage: Eukaryota; Fungi; Ascomycota; Eurotiomycetes; Eurotiales; Aspergillaceae
Product: putative SNF2 family helicase/ATPase PasG
Exons: 4
Coding region: 1-2658 (885 amino acids)
Biological process (GO): pericentric heterochromatin formation; DNA methylation-dependent constitutive heterochromatin formation; negative regulation of gene expression via chromosomal CpG island methylation
Cellular component (GO): pericentric heterochromatin; nucleus
Molecular function (GO): chromatin binding; ATP-dependent chromatin remodeler activity; ATP binding
Source: RefSeq, a predicted model, not a curated record